GCGGUGAGACGGCGGCGGCCGCGGCCGCUCGGGGACCACUGGCAGCGGCGGCAGCUCGCCCCCGCACGCUCCUCGCACCGAGGCUUUCCCCGGAGACCGACCCCCGUCCCGCAGCCCAGGCCGGGGCCCGAACCCAGCGGGUGCCGCGUCUCCACUCGGGGCCUCCAUCGCCUCCAACGAGCCAUGUUCCAGGCCGCCGGAGCCGCCGCCCAGGCCACCCCCUCCCAUGAAGCCAAAGGUGGCGGUUCCAGCAGCACGGUUCAGCGCUCCAAGUCCUUCAGCCUUCGGGCUCAGGUGAAGGAGACCUGCGCCUCCUGCCAGAAGACCGUGUACCCCAUGGAGCGACUGGUGGCCGACAAGCUCAUUUUCCACAGCUCUUGCUUCUGCUGCAAGCACUGUCACACCAAGCUCAGCCUGGGCAGCUACGCGGCACUGCACGGGGAAUUCUACUGCAAGCCCCACUUUCAGCAGCUGUUUAAGAGCAAAGGCAACUACGACGAAGGCUUCGGCCGGAAGCAGCACAAGGAGCUCUGGGCCCACAAGGAGGUGGACCCCGGCACCAAGACAGCCUGAGGCCCCUCUGGACUGCCCGGCCCCGGGUGAGGGUGGAAAGGGGAUGAGGCCAUUUUGCUCAGGCAGAGGGUUGCAGGGGCAGGGCUUUGCUCCCAGAUUCCUUCUUCCUCAGCCGGUGGGGGUUCAGGAACCAGGAUUGGGGUUUGCUCACCACCCUACUUCCUGUUUCUUUCAGCCUACCCCACCUCACCCCAGGGCCCCCCUGGGAGGCCCUCAAACUCAGCUUCCCUAUCUAGGUGCCUUUUCUCCAGCAAGGAGUCAGCAUGCCCCCUCAGGGUCCCAAGCUCCCUCACUGCCACCCAGGGGCCUAUGUGGCCCCCACGUCUCCCCAUCUACCUCUGCCCUUAGCCUGGUCCUGAGCCAUGGAGACUGGAGGAAGGUGAGCCAGGGUGCCCCCUGCUGGGCCUCUCCAAAUGUCCCCCGGGGCCCAGUGUAGGGAGAGGGGAACUGGAACAGCUCUGGGCCCCCUCCACCUGCAGAGGUGAGGCAGGGCGUGCCUGUCAGGGCCAGAACCAUCCCACAGUGCGGAAGCAGUGGAAGGGAAAGCCUCCACCAGGCUGAGCCACGGGGACUGGGGGGGGUGCUGGCGGGGCCACAUUCCCCCUCCUCCCACUUCUGCCGGUUUUGACUGUUGUAAUCAAUCCUAUUUUAAACAUGUUUCGACAGAU
Messenger RNA from Odocoileus virginianus texanus, 1241 nucleotides. It is a transcript of the gene LIMD2, whose product is annotated as LIM domain containing 2. Gene Ontology annotation, molecular function: actin filament binding. The record is from RefSeq and is a predicted model, not a curated record. Lineage: Eukaryota; Metazoa; Chordata; Mammalia; Artiodactyla; Cervidae. Gene Ontology annotation, biological process: actin filament bundle assembly. Gene Ontology annotation, cellular component: plasma membrane; actin cytoskeleton.